This is a messenger RNA of Myotis davidii, 2944 nucleotides long. RefSeq names its product breast carcinoma amplified sequence 1 (gene BCAS1). The record is from RefSeq and is a predicted model, not a curated record. Lineage: Eukaryota; Metazoa; Chordata; Mammalia; Chiroptera; Vespertilionidae. Gene Ontology annotation, biological process: myelination. The coding region runs from base 158 to 2050 and encodes 630 amino acids. The transcript is spliced from 13 exons.
CAGCAGGCUCCGGCUGAGGAAGCAAAGGGCAAGGAGCCGGCUCAGUUGACAGCUGGUACUGGGCCGAACCAGCUGCAGACAAGGCGCCCUGAACCUGAGCAGCUCCAAGUGACACCGAGGGACUGAAGACACUCCCUCCAGGGACUCAACAGGAACCAUGGGUAACCAAAUGAGUGUUCACCAAAGAGCUGAAGAGCAAGAGAACGAUUCAGAAACAGACGCUCAUGAGGUGGCGUUGAAGAGGAACUGUGUUCACAACGGGACGCCGGUGAUGGUGUCGACCUACACAGUACAACUCUACGAUGAAGUGGAUUUGGGAAUCAGCGUCCAGGAAGACAGUGCGGCCGCUUCUUCCCCCAAGACAGUGGAGACCAGCGCCGUCGCGGGUGCCGGCGGGCAGAAUCUCGGGAAGCAGGCCAAGCCCCGGGCACCAGCUGCUAAAUCGCAUUUUUUCUUGCCUCUCUCGCGGCCGGUACCAGGGCGUGCCGGAGACCGAGGCGAGGAUUCAUCGGAGCCACCCCGCGCGCCAGGGCGGCCCGAUGUCAGCUCCGCGGGUGGCCUAGGGGACAAAGGCGCGAGUGACAGCAUGGCCCUGCGGCCGGCAGCUGCGCGGGGCCCCGGCCCCGAUAAAACCCCCGGCCGCACCCCCGCCGACCACCACGGCCUCGCUGCCACUCGGGGACCCGCGCCUCGGCCACCUGAGUCAGGGGGGGCGGCCCCCUCCAAGCCUAAGGACUCCGGCUUUUUUAACAAACUCUUCAAACUGGACAAGGGGCAGGACCAGGCCCCCGCUGUCAGCCACCGGGAGGCCGAGUGUGCGGCGCGCCAGGACCAGGCCUUCGACAUCCCUGCGUGCCCCGGGCCGGCCCACGAUGUCCCCGCAGAGAGGGGCAUAGCUGAAGGCCAAGACAAGGGACAGGAAGUCACACCCGUGAGUUGCUCUCUCCCCCGGGACCCUGAAGAAUUGGAGAUUGCCACGGAGGACCCCCAGACAACAGCUAUCACGGAGGAUAAUAAUCCCAUCAUGAGCUUCUUUAAAACGCUGGUGUCACCUAACAAAGCUGAAACAAAAAAAGAUCUGGAAGACACGGCGUGCAAAGCAGAAAGUGUCUGUGAUGGGCAAGCUGGGCAGAAGACACUCGAGAUCCAGGCGAAAGGCGCCAAGAAAAAGCACCUGGACAGCCCCAGGCUAGGACUCGCCUUUAGACGGUUCUUUAGGCAUAAGGGGGCUGAAAAGUCACCUGCUACGUCAGCAGACCUGAAGUCAGACAAAGCCACCUUUGUACCCCAGGAGACCCAAGGGGCAGCCAAGAAUCCUACACCCACGGAAACGGCAAAGGAGGGUGCCAAGCAGAAGGGGGGGCCCUCCCCUCUGCCUCUGGGCAAACUGUUCUGGAAAAAGUCGGUUAAAGAGGAGCCCGUCCCCACAGGUGCAGAGGAGAAUGUGGUGUGUGAAUCACCGGUAGAGGUUAGAAGGUCCCAGGAAGUAGACUCCGCCUUACAAACCGUGGAUCUCAACGAAGAGGCGGAGGCCACACCUGCACCCCCAGAAGGAAAACUCAAAAGAGAAGAACGCAAGCCACCGACAAAUUCUCUGAUGGCGUUCCUCAGACAAAUGUCAGUGAAAGGGGAUGGAGGGACCACCCACUCAGAAGACAUAAAUGGGAAAGACUCCAGCUACCAAACCUCGCACUCCGCGCAGAAGGCCACCACGCCGCCCGAGCCCCAGCCCCAGCCGGCAGGAGCGAGCCAGAAGGGCAAGGAGGGCUCCGCCAAGGACAAGAAGACAGCCGCCUCCGAGAGCAACAAGCAGAAGAACCACAAGCAGGAAGCCAAAGAGCCGGCCCCCUGUGCAUGUGCGGAGCCGGCCGUGGCCGUGGCCGUGGCCCAGGCCAACGCGCUGCAGAAUGGGGACAGGCCCCAGAGGAGAUGGGAGAAGCGAAGCCAGUCCUUCAGGGGCUUCUUCAAGGGCCUGGGACCAAAGCGGAUGUUGGACGCUCAAGUGCAAACAGACCCCGUAUCCAUUGGACCAGUUGGCAAAUCCAAGUAAACAAAUCGCCACAGUUCCCACCACGUCCUCCUGCCACCAAGAGGCCUCCUCCCUAUCCAUCUCCUCCCCGACCCACUCCAUGUAUAUAUUUUUUCUUCUGAUGGCCAUCGAAUGAAAUUCUGCCUACAAACCAAGCCUGAGCUGUUGUAUAUUGAGGUGUAUUAUUUACGUCUCUGGUCCGAUCUUUGCUGGUAAAUAAUCGUAAGGAUGGUUUAGGAGGUUAACUUGUCAGGUCAGAAGAGUGGAUGGUGGGGUAGGGUAGAGGGAUCUUUCUAGUUAAACUAUGAACACGGCAGCGACAAGUUGCAGGAAAGAAAUGGCUGCCUUGUGUAAUUAAGCUUUGUCUUAAACGGGCUCAUCCAAGAAGAGAGGAAAAUCUGUUUAAGUUCAUCUUUCAAGGAGGGAGGACAUGGCUCUGUAUUGGGAAGUUGCCAAUUUCCUGGAGUGGAAUGUGUGGGGAAUGAGAAAAGGAGUGAAUAAGAGUUGUUUUUUACAUAGGGUCCUUGAAAGUUAUUGGCGAGGGGGGCAAGACUGACUGGAGAGAGCUUAAAACAGUUUGGGUAAACAAUUGCUUUUUUGAGGCUCAGUGACAAGGGCGAGGAUUACAACUUAAAAACAAAACACACAAAAAAACAAAAAAAUGCAGUUGCUAGUUUAUUUUGCAACACAAGGGGGCGCCCAGGGCUCCAUGUGAAUCCUGCAUCCUGUGUCCCUAACAAAGAUGUGGUCCCUGCGAUCUUACUUCUUCAUGUUUCUUAGGUGGCUGAGGGGCUUGCUUCAUCUGUCCUGUCUGGCACUUGUCUCGCGUCUGUCUGUAAUUUCCUAAUGUUCUCAGGAUGUGCUCUGGUAAAACCCUUCCCGUAACCCCAAUUAAUAAAAAUUUACAGAAGAUUA